AUGAAAGAUAAAAAUUAUGAAUUAUAUAAAUUAAUAUUUAAUAAUUUAUUUUUAAUUAAUAAAAUAUAUGAUUACAUCAGAUAUUAUAAUAGACAAAUAACAAAUAAUAGUAAAUCAUUUACACAAAUUUGUAAAUAUGAUGAAAUAACAUUGAAAUGGGUAAUUUCAAAUAAACAUUAUCAAUUAAUGUUUUAUAAAAUUAAUAAUGAUGAAGAAUUUAUUGAUGAAAUAUUUGAUAUAAAAACAUUAUCAUCAUUUGUUGAAAUUGUACCUUUAAAAUUAAAAGAAUUUCAAGAACAAAAACAACAACAAGAACAAGAGCAACAACAAUCUCUUUAUUUAAAAAAUAAAGAAAAAGAAAUUUUUAAUAAAUUUUAUAAAAUAAAUUAUAAAAAAUUAAUUUAUUCAUUUGGAAAUAAUAAUUUUAAUAAUAAUAAUAGCUCAAAUGAUAGAAAUAAUAAUUUAUUGGUUUUUUCAAUUUUUUCAAAAAAUUAUCAAUUUUUUAAAAUUGUUUAUAAAAAUUUAAAAAAUAAUUUAACAAAUGAAGAAUUAAAAAAUCAUUUUAAAAUUUCAAAUACUAUUUUCCAAUAUUUAAAUAAUAAUAAUAAAAAACAACAAAAAAAUAAUAGUAGUAUUAGUAAUAUUAGUAGUAAAGAUGAUGAUGAUAAUAAUAAUAAUAAUAAAGAAAUUACAUUAUUAGAUGUCGCAAUUUAUUUUGAUUUUAAAUUAUUAAAAAAACUUUAUCAUGAAUUCGGUAUAAAAUUAAAUUUCAAUUUUUUCAUUCUUAGAAAAGAAUUUUUAAAAUAUAAAAAAAUAUUUCAUUGUAGUAAUAGUAAUAAUAAUAGUAAUAAUAAUAGUAAUAGUAAUAGUAAUAGUAAUAGUAAUAGUAAUAGUAAUAGUAAUAGUAAUAGUAAUAGUAAUAGUAAUAGUAAUAGUAAUAGUAAUAAUAAUAAUAAUAAUAAUAAUAAUAAUAAUAAUAAUAAUAAUAAUAAUAAUAAUAAUAAUAAUAAUAAUAAUAAUAAAAAUAAUAAAAAUAAUAAUAAAGAAUUUGAAAUUAAUGAAAAGUUUAUAAAUUUUAUAAAAUCUUCAUUAUUUUUAAGUUCAAUAGUUUUUAGAAAUCAAAAAUAUCUUGCAAUUUUAAAAAAGUUUAAUUAUUUAUUAAAUUUUAAUAAUAAUAAAGAAUUAUUAUUAAAUAAUGAUUUUUAUUUAUUAGAAAAACAAGAUUUAAUUUUUAUAAAUAAAGAUGAACAAUUUAUAAAUAAUAAAUGUAAUAAACAACAAAAUAAUAAAUUUUUAUCUAAAAUAGUUCUAUUUGGUGUAUUAAAUUUAAAUAAUAAUUAUAAUAAUUAUAAAAAUAAAAAUAAAAAUAAUAAUAAUAGUGAUGAUGAAAUUAAAAAUAAUUGGUUAGAUUCAAUUGAAAAUAAAGAAGAAGAAGAAGAAGAAGGAGAAAAAAAAAAUAUAAUUUUAAAUUUAAAAGGAAAAUUUGAAGAUUUAGAAUUAAUUAAAUUUGAAAAUUUUAAUUUAAAAAGAGAAAUAAAGAGAUUAUUAAUUUUUGAUUAUUUAAAAAUUGAUUAUAAUAUUUCAAAUUUUUAUCAAAUUUUUAGUGAUUAUGAUUGGGCAAAUUUAGUAUUAUUAUUUUCAUGUCAAUAUAAAGAGGAAGAAUUAAUUUAUAGAACCAUUAUAAAUGAAACUUGUAAAGAUGAUGAUGAUGAUGAUGAUGAUGAUGAAAUUCAACAAAAUUGUUUAUUAAAAUCUGAUGAUAUUUUAUCAAUUGCAAUGAAAUUUUGUGAUUUAAAUUUAAUUGAAACCUUAUCAAAAUUUGAAAAUACUUUUAAUUUUCAAUUUUCAAAUAAUUUUAAAAAUGAAAAUUCAAUUAAUAAUAAUAAUUUAGAAUUAUUAAAUCUCAAUGAAAAUUGUAAUAUAACGAUUGAAAAUCAAAUUAAAUUUUUAAAUCUUUUAUUUUUAAAAGAAAAAAGUAAAGAAUUGAUUGAAAAAUUUUUAAAAUCAAUUCUUUUUUCAAUUAAAAAUCAAGAAAAUUAUUUAUUAGAAAUUGGUAAUUUAAUUUAUAUUUAUUGGUUUAAAAAACUUGGUAUUAAAAUUGAUUCAUUAUUAUUAUUUGCUGAUGAUCAGAUUGAAAAUGAAUUUAUAAUUUAUUAUUAUUUUAAUUCAUUAAAAUUUAAUCAAUUAUUUAAUUGGAGUAAUAGAUUAAUUUCAACAAAUAUAAUUUCAAAUGGUAAUUUAAAUUUAAUUCAAUUUAUUCAUGAUAAUAAAAUUGGUUCAAUGGAUUUAGAUUUUUCAAUUACAGAUUCAAAAAAUUUAAUAGUUUCAAAGUUUAUGUAUGAUCAAUUAGGUUAUAAAUUUAAUUCACCCUAUUGUUUACAACAAAUAAUUUCAAAAUUAAAAAAUAAUAAUAAUAAUAAUAAUAAUGAUGAUCAAUCAAAUUGUUUAUUUAAUUGGUCAUUAAAUAAAAUUAUUAAUGAUUAUGAUAAUAAUAAUAAAUUUUUAAUUAUUAAAUUUUUAGAUGUUACAAUAUUAAAUUAUUAUCAAAUUAAAUUAAUUCAAUCUAAAAUUAAUGAUGGUUCUUUAGAUAUUUCAAGAAUUUCAAUUUCAGAAUCAUCAUUUUCAAAACUUUAUGAUAUUAAUUAUAUUUUCACUUUUUGUAAUUGGAAUUUUAUUUAUUCAUUCUUGGAUGAAUAUGAAUUGGUUAAAGAUGAUUCCAAGUAA
Molecule: messenger RNA, 2724 nt
Organism: Dictyostelium discoideum AX4
Lineage: Eukaryota; Evosea; Eumycetozoa; Dictyosteliales; Dictyosteliaceae
Exons: 2
Coding region: 1-2724 (907 amino acids)
Cellular component (GO): nucleoplasm; nucleus
Source: RefSeq, a predicted model, not a curated record